This is a messenger RNA of Cuscuta epithymum, 907 nucleotides long. The record is from the annotation of a GenBank genome assembly. Lineage: Eukaryota; Viridiplantae; Streptophyta; Magnoliopsida; Solanales; Convolvulaceae.
AAGCAUCAUUUGGCUCUCCAAGCACACCAAGAGGCAUGAGGGUCAGCACUGUAUCUCACCCUUUUUGUGCUGUAUAUAUACAUCAGAUCACAUCUCAUUUCUGUUCAAUACAUCAACAAUUUAAACAUAUACUCCAUAGCUAAGAAUUAACAGAGAAGAACAGCAUGAGUUUCACAGAAGAGCAGGAAGCUUUGGUGGUCAAGUCUUGGGAAUCAAUGAAGAAGGACGCCGGAGAUUGGAGUCUCAAAUUGUUCUUGAAGAUAUUUGAAAUUGCACCAUCGACUAAGGAGUUGUUCUCUUUUCUGAGGGAUGCCGGAGAUGUCCCACUCGAUCAAAAUGCAAAACUUAAGGCGCACGCCAAAACUGUCUUCGUUAUGACAUGUGAAGCAGCGGUGAAGCUGAGGAAAGAGGGAAAAGUAGUUGUAAGGGAAUCCACAUUAAAAAGGUUAGGGGCCACUCAUUUCAAGUAUGGCAUUGUGGAUGCACAUUUUGAGGUGACUAGGUAUGCAUUACUGGAAACCAUAAAAACUGCCAUACCAGAAAUGUGGUCUGCAGAAAUGAGUGAUGCAUGGGGAAUGGCAUAUGACCACUUAGUUGAGGCUAUCAAGGCUGAGAUGAAACCUUGAUUUACUAAAUAAUAUCUUUGAAGGAUGUCUACUUGUGGCUUCAUUAUAAAGACUAAUACUAUUAGUACCUUCAUCAUAACAAUGCAUGAGAGUGUAGUAACUAAAAUAUUUCUAUUUACUUUUACAUGUAUGAUGGUUUAUAUCAUUAUCUUCUACCGCUAAAAUUAUUAACAAAUGCAAUUUGAGUUUGACUUUCAUCUGUGUUUUACAUCACAAACUUGACUUUCAAAAGUUCUUAAAUAGUGGAUUUGAAUGUUUUAUGAACAUUAUCUUAAGUUGCA